UUAAAGAAUUAAGCAUGGCUAGCAACUCUGAUUCAAAGGUUCAACCAGUACGCAAAAAAGCCGGAUUGCAAGAAAAACCAUUGAAAGGAAAAUUACACGACGAUGAUGCUUACAAACUACAAGUUAACUGGGAAACUCUUCUCAGUGGAAUGGAUGCCACAUUUAUUGUUGCAAAAAUGUAUGAGAAGAACAUUUUUAGUAAAAACGACAUGCUAGAAGUCAAAGAAGAAAAGACUGCACACUCGAGAACAGAUAAGUUCCUUGAAAAAUUGAUGGACGCCGGGAAAGGAGAAGCUUUCAAUACUUUUAUGGAUUGUUUAGAUGAAGUUUACAAAGAUCUUGCAGACACAAUUAGAAGCACGCAGAUAAAGCCACAACAAAACGAUAGCUUAAAAUCAAAGCUAAUUGCAAAUAAAACAAGACUCAUAGAUGAGGUUGAUCCACAAAACAUACUUGUCCAUUUGUUCCAAAGCAAAUUAAUAUCUUUUGAAAAAAAGAGAAGCAUAAAUAAGAAAAGCAGAGGAAAAGCCGCCCUAAAAGUAAUGGACAUAAUUUUGGACAAAAGUGAUUCAGACAUUGAGAAAUUUGUAGACAUCUUAAAACAAGCUGGUUAUGAUGACCUUCAUAAUGCCAUAGUAAUGCCCCAAGAUAAUAAACAGCAUCAAAAUACAGACCACGCUAUCACACAGACAUUAAUCAAAUCAAACAAUGCUAUAGCGACAUGUGAGGAUCCAGUACAGAAUUCCGUGAUAGAUACGAUGAUUGCUUCAGGCAUAGUAAGUCUACCCAAUGAUGAUGAAAGAACUCAAAGCUGCUUAAAAAUAGAAGAAAAUGAUUAUGUUAUUCACAAAAGUGAAAUUAAUGAGAUGAAUCAAUUAAUGUAUGCAGCAGAGGUUGGAGAUAAAGAAAUUAUCGAGGAAUUGAUUCUAGAAAAAAGUGAUAUUCACAUCGAAGACAAACAAGGAAUGAACGCUUUGAUGAUCAGUGCAAGUAACGGACACACUGAAACGGCAGAGAUUUUAAUAAAAAACAAUAUUGAUAUUCAAAGAAUAGAUAAUUAUGGAUCUGAUGCUUUAAUGCACGCUGUUCGUAACGGCCAUAAAGAGACAGUCUUAAUGUUAAUUUCAAAACACGCUCAAUUAAAUACCACAGAUUUUCAUCAACAAACUUCGCUGAUGUGUGCUUGUUCAGCCGGUCAUAAAGAAAUUGUUAAAAUAUUACUAGAAAAUAAUGUGGAUGUCAGUUGUGUAGAUAUUGAUGGAUGGAACGCGUUUAUGCGUGCUGCCUUUAACGGUCACAAUGAAAUAUUGAGUCUGUUACUUAAUAAUAACGCUGAUUUAAAUAGCAAAGAUUUCAGUGGACGCAACAGCUUAAUGCUGGCAGUAUCUAAUGGACAAACCGAAACAGUUAAGUUUCUACUCCAAAGAGACAUCGACGUUACGUGUAAAGAUAAUGAUGGAUUUAAUGCUAUCAUGUACGCUGCAUCAAAUGGACACAUUGAGACUUUAGAAGUUUUAUUGACUAGCGUAGCUGAUGUUAACUGUAUAGACAACAAUGGCCUAAGUUGUUUAAUGCAUGCAGCGUCUAAUGGACAUAUAGAAACAGUUAAGCUACUGCUUGAAAAGAAAGCUGAUGUUCAAUAUAAAGACAAAGCUGGAAUGGACGUUUUAAUGUAUGCUGCAUUGAACGGAUGUUGUGAAAUUGUAAAUGAAUUACUUCAAUAUAACGCUGAUGUCAACAGUACUGAUAACAAUAACAUGACCCCUGUAAUGCAUGCAUCGUCCAAAGGUCACACUGAGAUUGUAAAGCUCUUAAUAGAGCGUAAAGCUAACAUUCACAUUGAAGAUACCAAUGGAUGGACCUGUCUAUCACACGCUGCUUAUAAUGGUCACAACGAGAAUGUUCUCUUAUGCUUCGACAACAGUGUUGACAUUAACAGAAAACACAAGGACGGAAGAAACUCAUUAAUGCUUGCCGCUAUUAGAGGACAUUCUAUAAUUGUUAAAACUUUACUGGCACACAAAGCAGAAAUGAACGCAAAAGAUAAUGACAAGUGUAACUCAUUGAUGCUAGCUGCAACUAAUGGACAUUUAGAAACGUUUAAUAUUUUACUUGAACAAGGAGCCGAUGCUAACAUAGUUGACACAAAUAGAAUGAAUUCGUUAAUGCAUGCAGCUGCAAGUGGUCACACACAUAUCGUUAUCGUGUUGCUUAAAAAUAUAUCAAACCCUUAUCUUAGAAAUAAAGAAGGAAAAGACGCAUUGUUGCUUGCAGCGAGCAAUGGCCACGAUGAAACAGUUCAAGCGUUAAUAAAAGAUCCAUUUGAUAUCAACAGCAAGGAUUAUGACUAUCGUACAGCAUUAAUGCAUGCUUCUCUAAACGGCCAUAAAGAUACGGUCAAGCUGCUACUUGAAAAUGGCGCUCAAGUAAAUGCAUUUGAUAAAAGAAAAAUAACAGCGUUAAUGCUUGCCGCAGCUAAAGGAUAUGAUGAGAUCGUAAGAGAGUUAAUUUGUAAACAUGCUGAUCUUAACGUUAUAGACGUAGAAAAAAAUAAUGCUUUAUCUCAUGCAAUCUUAGGUGGACAUACCAAAGCCACUAAAAUACUUCUGAAGAAUAAAUCUAAUUUGGGGGAAUCUGCAUUGCAACUUGCAGCUUCUAAAUGCCAUACAAAAAUUAUUGAACUAUUAAUUGAAUAUCAUGCUCCAGUUAAUAGCAAAGACCAUGCUUCACGACAACCCAUUAUGUUUGCUGUUGAAAACAACCAUAUUGAAACUGUAAAAUUGCUACUUAACUUUGGUGCUGAUGUAAACUUAAGUGAUAAGUAUGAGCUGAAUGCAUUAGCUAUAGCUGUAUCUAGAGGAUAUAAUGAUGUAGCUAAGGUUUUACUUGAAACACAACCUUCAGCGGAGUAUAGAAGCAGCAGAAGAGAGUGUAGCCCUCUCAUAUGCGCAUUCUCUUUGGAAGAUAAAGAAAGAAAAUUAGACCAAAACAUCCCGAAAAGAGAUGCACAUGGAGAGUGUGCUCUAAAGAUUGCAUAUUCCAAAAGAAAUACUGAAAUGGUGAGACUGCUUCGACAAUACAAAGACAACACAUGCUGCGAUAAAUGCAUUAGUUAA
Messenger RNA from Physella acuta, 3116 nucleotides. RefSeq names its product serine/threonine-protein phosphatase 6 regulatory ankyrin repeat subunit B-like. Gene Ontology annotation, molecular function: protein binding. The record is from RefSeq and is a predicted model, not a curated record. Gene Ontology annotation, biological process: regulation of apoptotic process. Lineage: Eukaryota; Metazoa; Mollusca; Gastropoda; Physidae.